CUUCUCGACACGACGGUGGGAUUCAGGAGGUUCACUGCGGCUUCUGUUCAUUCAUUUUCCAGCGGUACUUUGCGACAGUACUUUUUUACUACCGUCAUUAUUACACAGUCGCCGUUGGACCUUUCCACGCGAUAAAAUAGCCCAUCAUGAGAGUCGAAACCUGCCACUUCUGCUCUCGCCCGGUCUACCCUAGCAAGGGUAUUCAGUUCGUCCGCAAUGACGCCAAGGCGUUCCGUUUCUGCAGGAGCAAAUGCCACCAGAACUUCAAGGCUAAGCGACAACCGAGACGUGUGAAGUGGACCAAGGUCGGUCGUGCCGCCAAGGGCAAGGAGAUGAUCGUCGACUCCUCCCUCGUCCUGUCCCAGUUCGCCAAGAAGCGCAACGUCCCCGUCAAGUACGACAGGAACCUGGUGGCCGCUACCAUCAAGGCCAUGGAGAGAGUGGAGGAGAUCCGACAGCGCAGAGAGCGGGUCUUCACCAAGCGUCGGUUGGCGGGCAAGCUUGCGCGGGACCGCAAGCGCGAGGAGGACCGCAAGGUGGUGGCCUCGGGCGAGCACCUCAUCCGCAAGGAGCUGCGCGAGCGCGAGGAGGGCCAGCUGGCCGCUCUGGACACGGGCAAGACCAGACUCCACGGCGAGGAGCGCAUCAGAACAGGAAAGAGGACCAGAGUCUUGGUCGACGGAACUACGCAGGAGGAAAUGGAUCUCGACUAAAGGGUCUUUUUGGGUUCUUACGUUUCUUUCUCCCCGGCUGCCCGGUCGGGUUCGAUACCUUGCGGUUAUGAAUGGAGUUGGGUUUUGUUCAAUGUUAAGCAUUUUGCUUUGUCAAAAAGUAUCCCAGUGGUUUCUCUUGUGUCAUGAACUUUCAUGUCCACUUGUUAUAUUUCUUUCGCUGUCAUUAUAUGGGCCUAAUCAUAUAGAGAUAUUGAUAAAUUUGUCGACUCGUCCAGCAGCAGUGGCUCCGAGCAUCAGAUAAAGUCUUUGGUGAAAGACAGUAGAUUGGCU
Messenger RNA from Aspergillus brunneoviolaceus CBS 621.78, 1004 nucleotides. Its product is annotated as ribosomal eL24 family protein. The record is from RefSeq and is a predicted model, not a curated record. Gene Ontology annotation, biological process: ribosomal large subunit biogenesis. The transcript is spliced from 3 exons. The coding region runs from base 147 to 713 and encodes 188 amino acids. Gene Ontology annotation, cellular component: nucleolus. Lineage: Eukaryota; Fungi; Ascomycota; Eurotiomycetes; Eurotiales; Aspergillaceae.